UGGCUGACACCGUGUGACACUGCACACCACACUUCCGGCCCCUGCUCGACCACCCCGUUUAUAUUAACCCCGUGUUUCCGGUUCUUCCUUCUUUUCGGCAGAGGCUGCAUACUCGCCAACAUGCCACUCGCGAAAGACUUGUUGCACCCGUCCCCCGAGGAGGAGAAGAGGAAGCACAAGAAGAAGAGGCUGGUCCAGAGCCCCAACUCCUACUUCAUGGAUGUCAAGUGUCCAGGAUGCUACAAGAUCACCACGGUGUUCAGCCACGCGCAGACAGUGGUGCUGUGUGUGGGCUGCUCCACAGUGCUGUGCCAGCCCACGGGAGGGAAGGCCCGGCUGACAGAAGGCUGUUCGUUCCGGAGGAAGCAGCACUAGGUGGCGCUGUGCGGCAGUCCGGCGCGGGGAGGGCUGGGCCGCUGGCACAGUGCGCGCUCCUCGCCGCGGGGCCUCGUGCUGCCGUCCCCAUGGCGACACGACGGACAGGCCAGGAGGAGGAGCACCUCUCAGGACGGUCACUGUAUCUGUAACCCCAACCCACCCCGCUACAAUAAAGGUUUUUCAUUCCGGAA
Molecule: messenger RNA, 569 nt
Organism: Lepisosteus oculatus (spotted gar)
Lineage: Eukaryota; Metazoa; Chordata; Actinopteri; Semionotiformes; Lepisosteidae
Product: small ribosomal subunit protein eS27
Biological process (GO): translation; ribosomal small subunit assembly
Cellular component (GO): cytosolic small ribosomal subunit; ribosome
Molecular function (GO): structural constituent of ribosome; RNA binding
Source: RefSeq, a predicted model, not a curated record